Molecule: messenger RNA, 282 nt
Organism: Triticum turgidum subsp. durum (durum wheat)
Lineage: Eukaryota; Viridiplantae; Streptophyta; Magnoliopsida; Poales; Poaceae
Source: the annotation of a GenBank genome assembly
AUGUCCACAGGUCAUGAUGUUUUCAGCAACAGUACAUUCAUAAAUUGUCAAACUCUGUCUUACACCAUGAUUGAUACAUGGAGUAUUUCUUGUGGGAACCUAGGUAAACCAAACAAAUCAAUUAGAGAAGUGGUAAUUUGGGUGGAGUCUAAGCAGAAGCAGAAGAUUUUUGAGAUAAUGAAGAGUAAGCAGUACUUCAAACCUCCUGCUGUUGUAUUUGUGAGUUCUAGAGUUGGUGAUCUCUUGUCUGAAGCAAUUACUGCUGCUACUGGGUUGGAGUAA